AUGGCCAACACCCAUCAAACACUCCCUCCUGCUCUCUGGCCCUCCACAGCCCGCAACAUCUCGCAACACUUUCCGUCGUCUUUGAAGCUUGAUGGACUGACACAACUCGUCGACGUCCUAGACAUGACCUCGUUCGGCACCAACCCAGCCGUCAACGCCUGGAGCGCCCCUUCUGUCGUAGAGCAAGCUCGCUCACAACUACGUACCGCCGAACGCAAGGCCCUCUCCGCCGGCGACACCGAAAUCGCGCGCCAGCUGCGCUCGGAACGGAACAUGCUCACCAAGGUCUGCGCCCUGCCCGCUGAAAUGCUCGCCACCAUUCUGUGGUGGUGCUCGUGCUCUGGUAUCUACACUGGCGACGACGAUGACGAUGGAGACGGCGACGGUGACACGGACAUCGUGCAGCUCACGCACGUCUGCCGGCUCUGGCGCUCGGUCGCGCUCGCGACGCCGCAGCUGUGGACGUAUCACUCCGUGCAUGCCCACACGAAUGUGGAUAGGCUGAAGACCACGCUGGAGCGUGCGAGAGGCGCUUUGCUGGAUCUGGAAGUGGCGUUGGAUGAGCCGGAGGCGUCGAGGUCGGAGGCUGCGGAGGUCGUACGGGGGCUGCUUGGCAGGAAAGAAGGGAUGUCGAGGGUGAGACGUUUGGCGCUGGUUGUUGCGAGGGCGGAGGAUGUGGGAGUGUGUAAGUGGCCUGCGCCGGCACUCGAGAGCUUUGACUUGAGCUAUACGGCUCGUCCGCGGAGAGGUUUUGAAGGCUUUAGGCUGUAUGACGAUGAGGACGAGCAGCGGGAGGGGAGAUGGUUAAGGAGCGGGAUACAUAUCGAGGCGGCGCUCUUUGGUGACUCGAGUCCGGCGCUUCGUCAACUGGCGCUUCAUAACAUUGCCCUACCGUGGACGUCAUUUAUAUUCCACAGCUUGACAUCGCUCCAGCUGUCAGAGAGCCCAACUCUUAUGGAACCGAAAUUGGACGAGCUAUUGACCGCUCUCCACGCCUCGCCGAACCUCGAGUUCCUCGAGCUCUCUCGAUAUUUUCCAUUGAUCCCUAAAGAUGAUGUAUCCGCGCAGCUCUGGGCGACCAACCCCCACGCCGUCAACCUACCACGGCUGGAGCAUCUCAUUAUAUCCAGAGCACCCUUCUACGAGUACGCACAGGUCCUGAAUCAUCUUCACUUUCCGGCGACCGCCAGGGUGCGGCUCGAGUGGGUGCACUUCUCCGGCUGGGGCGGGGAGCUCUUUGCCACGUGUCCUCAGGCUCUCAUGCCGUUGCGGAUUCUCGAAAGGAGGGUCGACGACUCUGCCCCUUCCGCCGCCUCUGGUUUUGACUCGUCGCAUGAUGUGUGUCUCAGUAUCGAGCAAACGCCAGACAGCUACGUGAUCCAGCUACAUCUUCUCCCAGCGGUGGUGGAUGCAGCAGAUGACCAUCCCGACGAUUUCGCAUGGUAUUACCCGUCUUCCGAGCUCCCAGCGCUACCCGUUCUCGACGCCACCUUCCUCUGUCCCUUCGCUCCCUCGGACCCUUACCCGCGCGGCCUGAUCCAUCUCAGCGAUCUAAACCUCCCCGCAGUGCACACGCUGAAGCUCGCAGGGCUUUGGCCUCCCGCAGAGGAAUUUUGGCGCGGCGUGCUGCACCAGGCCACGGCGAUGCGCAGGCUGAGCGUGGGUCUAGAGAAGCCACAGGUUCUGGUAGGGUUGCUGAGAGCGCUCACGCCUAAAGCGCCUUCGUCGACGGCAGCGUCUCCCGAGGGUGUGAUUGCACCGCAGCUUGCUGAGCUGCAUCUCACGGGCGCUGCGAUCAAGAGCGUCGACCCGGGCAUUGUCGUGCGUGUGCUUGAUGCAAGGGCGCGUGCGGGGGUGCGGUUGGGGAAGGUGACGGUCGAUGCGGCACAUGUGGCUCAGGGCUUUGCGGAGGCGCUGGGUGCGGAGCUUGUCGGUGAAGGUGAUCUGAACGAAGAUGAGUCGGUUGUCGACGAGGUGUCUACGAAUGGGGAGGACGAGGAUGAUAGCGAUGAUGAGUUGGAUGGGGAUGAUGGAGAGGCCCAGAGUAAUAGCGGGGAAAGCGACGAAGAAAGAAGUGAAAAUGAGUAG
Molecule: messenger RNA, 2088 nt
Organism: Coniophora puteana RWD-64-598 SS2
Lineage: Eukaryota; Fungi; Basidiomycota; Agaricomycetes; Boletales; Coniophoraceae
Exons: 2
Coding region: 1-2088 (695 amino acids)
Source: RefSeq, a predicted model, not a curated record